AUGUCCCUGAACCAGAUGCAAAUCAAGCAGGAGCUCACCCUGCCCCCCGGGCUGAGCAAGAGCAUCCCCCAGCCGAGCCAGGAGCCCGUGCCCAGCCCCGAGCCCGUGCCGUGCCCGCAGCAGCAUCCCGAGCUCCAGGACCCCACACCCCGCCCGGACCCAGCCCCGGCGGUGGCGACGUGCCCAGAAAAAGCCGUGCCCUUGCCAAGCCAGGAGCCGGGCAAAGGAGAAGCCCCCGCGGUCGUGGUGCCCCAGUGCCCAGCCCAGGAGCAGCAGCAGCAGAGCAAGUGCCCGGAGGAGAAACCAACCUGCCAAGAGCUGCCCGUGUCCCGCCCUGACACAGCCCCGUGUGGGCUGGAGAAGCAGCAGUGCCAGGAGAGCCCCGUGCCAGUCCCUGGGACCUGCUCCGAGGCUGCAGCCUGUGCCCAGGAGAAGCAGCAGAUCAAGGAGACCCCUGUGCCCAUCCCUGUCCCGCUGCCUGACCCCACCCCGUGUCCCCAGGAGAAACAGGAGAUCAAGGAGAUCCCUGUGCCCACCCCCUGUCCCCAAGAGAAACAGGAGAUCAAGGAGAUCCCUGUGCCCACCCCGUGCCCUCAGGAGAAGCAGCAGAUCAAGGAGACCCCCGUGCCCAUCCCUGUCCCACUGCCUGACCCCACACCAUGUCCCCAGGAGAAACAGGAGGUCAAGGAAACCCCCGUGCCCAUCCCUGUCCCACUGCCUGACCCCACCCCAUGUCCCCAAGAGAAGCAGGAGGUGAAGGAGACCCCCGUGCCCAUCCCUGUCCCACUGCCCGACCCCACCCCGUGUCCCCAGCAGAAGCAGGAGAUCAAGGAGCUCCCCGUGCCCACCCCGUGCCCUCAGGAGAAGCAGGAGUGCCAGGACACCCCGGUGCCAGUGCCAGCUCCCUGUCCUGACCCCGAGCAGUUCUCCCUUCCCGAAAAGGUCCCUCCCGUGGAGCAGCAGCAGCUCAAACAGCCCAACCCGUGGCCUCCCGCCCAGAAGUAA
Molecule: messenger RNA, 1005 nt
Organism: Corapipo altera (White-ruffed manakin)
Lineage: Eukaryota; Metazoa; Chordata; Aves; Passeriformes; Pipridae
Product: keratinocyte proline-rich protein-like
Exons: 2
Coding region: 1-1005 (334 amino acids)
Source: RefSeq, a predicted model, not a curated record